Molecule: messenger RNA, 1041 nt
Organism: Pipistrellus kuhlii (Kuhl's pipistrelle)
Lineage: Eukaryota; Metazoa; Chordata; Mammalia; Chiroptera; Vespertilionidae
Gene: DUXB
Product: double homeobox B
Exons: 5
Coding region: 1-1041 (346 amino acids)
Biological process (GO): regulation of DNA-templated transcription
Molecular function (GO): DNA binding; DNA-binding transcription factor activity, RNA polymerase II-specific
Source: RefSeq, a predicted model, not a curated record
AUGGAUGGCAAACUACAGGAAAGAACCUGGCAAGGCAAGGUUAUUUUCACCCAGAGUCAAAAGGAUAUCCUUCUAAGACGGUUUAAACAAAACCCCUACCUUGAUACAGCUACUAAGGAACAGUUGGCCAGAGAGAUUGGCGUUCCGGAGAAAAAGAUUCGGACUUGGUUUAAAAACCAUAGAACAAAACUGAGAACAUUGGGAACUAAACCGUCCUCAGGAAAAGACCACACCCAGGAGCAGCACCAGCAUCAGCCUAGGACUCAAGAAGCCACCAGAAAAGAACAGACAUCCAUCACAAGCUCUCAAUCAAACAUACUAGUUCAAGCUUUUGACAGAAACCGAUUACCUAAUACUGCAACCAGGAAAAUAUUGGCUGAACAAACAGGCAUUCAGGAAUCAAGAAUUCAAGUGUGGUUUCAGAACCAAAGAUCUCCAUACUCAGGGCAGAGCAGAAGCAAGCCUGUGAAUUCCUUGGUAGAGGGCCCAAGUGGGACACCGGAUCUGAUAGUUCAGCAGCACCAAACCAAUCUGACCCUGGUCCCAUGCUGGUCUCUUCCUUCCUCCAAUGUUUUCAGCAAUAACCAAACAUUUCUACCUGCUCUACCCCUGUCCCAUGUGUCUUCUGUCCCUUCUGUGAACCAAGGACCAAGUGUGGUGAUGGUGCAGCCCAUGCAGGCUGGGCAGGGAGGAGAGAACCCUCCCUCUACUUGGACACUUACAAACCUGCCAAUACCGCUGACAACAGGAGGGAGCCUCUCCAGUGCUCACAAUCCUUUCCAGCUCCAAAACCAAGAAAAAUGCCAGAAUCACAAAGAACAGACUGCCACAGGAGUACUACAGUUGCAGGACAAUUCUCAGCCUCAUCCUGACCACAGAAUACACCAAUCACAGGAUCUGGAUCAGAUGGACAUCUCUUCCAUUGUGCAAUGGUACGAUGAGUGGUGCCAGGCUGUGAUUGCAGAAUGGGACCCUGGGGAAGGAACACAGAGCCACACAACACACAGCUCAGCUCGAGACCCAUCUCGUUCCUUCGGCUAA